Molecule: messenger RNA, 1665 nt
Organism: Epithele typhae
Lineage: Eukaryota; Fungi; Basidiomycota; Agaricomycetes; Polyporales; Epitheliaceae
Product: alpha/beta-hydrolase
Exons: 12
Coding region: 1-1665 (554 amino acids)
Source: RefSeq, a predicted model, not a curated record
AUGUUCGCCCGCCUCGUUGCCCUCGCCUCCCUCGCCAUCGGCCUCGCGCAGGCGUCGACCCCACUCCCUACCGUCCACCUCGACCACGCGACUGUAAUAGGCCUCACCAACAACUCAGUGACGAGCUUCACCGGCAUCCCUUUCGCCAAGCCUCCGGUGGGCAACCUCCGCUUUCGCCUGCCCGUUCCAGUCGCCGGGUACAGCGGAACGAUCAACGCCACGCGACCGGCGGCGCAGUGCGUCCAGCUCGCGCAGGACCUGCGGGCCGAUAUGCCUGCGGAGAUCCAGACCGACAUUGCCAAGUACCUGGCCACCAUUCUGAUGCCUGCCGAUGUCCCUCAGAGUGAAGACUGCUUGACGGUGGACGUGACGGUCCCGGAGGGCACCAAGGCGGGGGACAAGCUCCCUGUGCUCGUGUCUAUUUACGGAGGCAAGGCAGUCCUAUGCGCGUGGGUCCAAGGCUCGACCGCGCAGUACCCCAUGGACACUGUUGUGCGCCGCUCUGCGGAGCUCGGUGAGCCGGUAGUCGUCGUGGCCAUGAAUUACAGGCUUCACGCAUUCGGUUUUCUGGGAGGAAAAGAAGUCAAGAAUUCAGGGGUCGCCAACCUCGGGCUGCAAGAUCAACGCCUCGCACUGCGCUGGAUCCAGAAGCACAUCUCCGCGUUCGGCGGGGACCCCACCAAAGUAACGAUCUGGGGCGAGAGCGCGGGCGGCAUGUCGGUCGGGUACCAGAUGCUCGCCAACGACGGGGACGCCGAAGGCCUCUUCCGCGCGGCGGUCGCGCAGUCGGGAUCGCCGCUCCCCACCGGCGACGUCGCGGACCUGCAGCGCGCGUACGACGCGAUCGUCUCCCGCGUCGGCUGCGCGCGCGAGGCGGACACGCUGCAGUGCCUGCGGGGCGUGCCCGUGCAGGCGAUCGUCGCCGCCGCCGGGACGCUCGGGGGGCAGUUCAGCUACCAGGGAACGGCCGGGGUGAUCAACUGGACGCCCCACGCGGACGGGGUGUUCCUGACGGACCUCCCGCAGCGGCUCAUCCUCAAGGGCGCGGUCGCGCGCGUGCCGCUCCUCAGCGGCGACGUCCUCGACGAAGGCACCCUCUUCGCGACCUCCAGCUUCAACGCCACCACCGACGCCGACUUCGCGGCGUUCGUGCACGACUUCUCCUUCCCGGGCGCGCCCGCGGGCGCGACCGCGCCGCUCCUCGCACUGUACCCGGACGACCCCGCGCGGGGCUCGCCGUUCGGGACGGGCGCCGCCGACGCGCUCGCGCCGCAGUACAAGCGCAUCGCGGCCUACCAGGGCGACCUCGUCUGGCAGGGCCCGCGGCGGUUCUUCCUCGACGCCGUCUCCGGGACGCAGCCGGUCUGGUCGUACAGGUUCGAGCGCGAGACUUUUACCGGGCUGGGGACGCCGCACGGGUCGGACUACUACGAGCUCCUCCGCGAGGCGAACGACAUGGCGGACUACCUCGUCCACUUCACGCACGCGCUCGACCCGAACGGCGCGCCGUCGAACCGGACGAUCGGGUGGCCGCGGUACGACCCCGUGCGGCGGCAGGUGCUCAGGCAGCUCGCUGGGGACGUCCCGCUGGACGUCGCGGACGACUUUGCGCGGCUGGGCGCGACGGAGGCGCUGAUGAACCUGACGCUCGCGUAUCCGUUGUGA